CCAUCGAGGCCAUGGAAGACUUCACCGGGGGUGUAGCAGAGACCUUUGCAACUAAAGAGGCUCCAGAGAACUUCUAUGAGAUUCUAGAGAAGGCCCUGAAGAGGGGCUCUCUCGUGGGCUGCUCCAUUGAUAUCAGAAAUGCUGCAGAAUCUGAAGCCCGGACACCUUUUGGUCUCAUUAAGGGCCAUGCCUACAGUGUGACAGGAAUUGACCAGGUAAACUUCCGAGGCCAGAAAAUGGAGCUCAUCAGGGUCCGGAACCCUUGGGGCCAGGUUGAGUGGACCGGGUCCUGGAGUGACAGGUCAGUCCCACCUCUGCCUUCCUGGGACGCAGAGCCCCGGGGCUGGCUUCUGCAGGCCUAUGAAGAAGGGGCACUGUGUCCAUAGUUCCCUCCUGGCUCUAGUUCCGGGGGCGGUCCUGCUGCUGGGGUUGCCCUUCUUCCUCCCUCAGCCCUCUGGCCCACCAUGCAGUCAAAAUUCAACACUUUAUAAUGGCUUUUUUACCUUUCCAGUUAUUGUAUUUA
Messenger RNA from Ailuropoda melanoleuca (giant panda), 523 nucleotides. Its product is annotated as calpain-9-like. Gene Ontology annotation, biological process: proteolysis. Gene Ontology annotation, cellular component: cytoplasm. Bases 12 to 386 code for a protein of 124 amino acids. The transcript is spliced from 3 exons. Gene Ontology annotation, molecular function: calcium-dependent cysteine-type endopeptidase activity. NCBI's taxonomy places the organism in Eukaryota, Metazoa, Chordata, Mammalia, Carnivora, Ursidae. The record is from RefSeq and is a predicted model, not a curated record.